AUGGUACAAAGCAUGUCCUCCAUUAAUAAUGGGUCCUCUCUGUUUCUUCCCAAUCCUCCACAACCCUCUUCAAGCAAAUCCAAUCGACGGAAAAUAGGAUUCCGGCACCGCUGCAAUCGAUAUCCGACGACGUUAGCUGCGGCGAAGGGAGAUGGGAGUGGGAGAGGAAAGCUGGUGGACGAAAACAUGAUAGUGUUGAGGAAGCGUAUUCAGGAGAUGAAGAUGGUGGAGAGAAAUCAAGAGCCGCCUGAGAAUUGGAUGGAGUGGGAGAAGAAGUAUUAUACAGAUUACGACUCCGACGUAUGUGAGGCAGUGGGUUUGCUACAGACACAACUUAUGGAAACGAGGCCAAGUGUGGCUUUGGGGAUGGUAGCUCUUGUUGCGAUUAGCGUUCCAACGUCGACGUUCAUGGUGGCCUUGCAUUUGAUGGAGAUGGCCAAUUGGAUCUUAGCUGAGAUUCACCUCUAG
Molecule: messenger RNA, 468 nt
Organism: Telopea speciosissima
Lineage: Eukaryota; Viridiplantae; Streptophyta; Magnoliopsida; Proteales; Proteaceae
Exons: 1
Coding region: 1-468 (155 amino acids)
Source: RefSeq, a predicted model, not a curated record